Messenger RNA from Trypanosoma conorhini, 1491 nucleotides. RefSeq lists its product as uncharacterized. Bases 1 to 1491 code for a protein of 496 amino acids. Lineage: Eukaryota; Euglenozoa; Kinetoplastea; Trypanosomatida; Trypanosomatidae. The transcript has a single exon. The record is from RefSeq and is a predicted model, not a curated record.
AUGAUGCAGUUCGCUGGGGCAAACAUGGCGUUCCCCACGCUCGGCCGCGCCCGCCCCGCGCCGGAUGCGGCUGCAGAGAAGGACGACGGCAGCGUGCACCGCCGACGGCGCAAGUUGGUGGUGGUGCGAAGCUCCGGUAAAAGCGAAGCUGCGCUGCUGCGGCAUGGCAGGGGCACGGCUGAGGACGCGGGAAGACAUACCAGGGCCGGCGGCGGCGGCGGCGGCUCAACGGGCGUGGCGGGCGCCGCCGCGAAGGUGGCCACCGCGGCAAAUGUGACGGCGCGCACGACAACGUCUCCCACGCGACUCGCCGAUGCGUCGUCGGAGCGGAAGCCAUGCGAUGAGGCGCCAUGUCACGCCUCCACGCCCGCGCAGCAUGUCACCUCCAGCCGAACCUCGGCGACGGCGACGGGGGAGCCGGCGUCUCCCACGCAGUCGCCACUGGCGGCAUCGACGCCCACGAUAUUCCCGCAGCCACCCGCAGCGGCUGCAGUGCCCGGCGCACAACCGUACAAAAGGCUCCACUCGGGGCAUUCAGCGGUACGGCGUGGUAACAUGGAGCGACGCACGCCGGAGAGCCCCUCCCCCGCACGGCGCACAAAGCCAACACCCUCCUUGACGGCAACAACAACAGCGCCCACGGGCGCAGCAGGAGGGACGCCUCCCCCAACAUGUGCCUCGCGUUUCUCAAGGCAUGGCCACGGCCACGUGGGAAUAAACGGUGGCCCGCUUUCCCAGCAGCACGCGAUAUUGUACCCGCACAGUGUUAGCCAGGCGAGCACCGCACAACCGGCAUCCAAUUUGCUUUCUGCCGUGGUGCCGUUAGAGAGGCGGCGUUUUCGCGACGGGGCACGCGGAGCCUCGGGGGGUUCGGACGCUUCUGAGGAGCAGGACGACGCGCAGUGCAUUGCGCGCGGCACCAGCGGACUCAAUGCCCCGCUGCUUAGCUGUGAUAAUUCGAUAAGCACGAAUGAGGCGACGACGCCGCCCUCACGGCGACGACGGCCACGCGGCGGCGGAGCUGCGGCGACGGAGGUGUCGCCGAAGUCCAUUGCCCAGCUGUGGCGGCAGCGUCACGCAAGUGCAGGCGGUAGACCUCCAGGCGACUUCGCAGCGCGCUUCUUGGAGCACUCCGCCUCGUGCCUGCUCGGCGCCGGCGGGGGCGAGGUGCCGGAGUUCGUUGAGUUGUGCUCCCCGUCUAAGGGGGCGGGUGCGCCGCCCGAAAGCGCCCCGGCCCCGACAGCCAAAGCGCGGCGGCCGCGCCACAGGACGUUCGUCGUCACAGCCCGCGGCAGGGAGUCGGUGACGUUUGCACGGGCGGUAGCUCCGCGGAGCGCGGAGACGGGGACGACGUCCGUCUCCUCCCGCUCGCCCCGUGCGCUGAAGCGUGUGAAGGGGACGCCCGCUCCCGGCGGCGGCGGCGGCCGAUCUAAGCCUCGUCCUUGUGGCGACCGAGCCGCGGUCUCGCCCCAGCACGUUUUUCCACUUUGA